Solenopsis invicta (red fire ant) is the source of this 681-nucleotide messenger RNA. RefSeq lists its product as uncharacterized. The transcript has 4 exons. NCBI's taxonomy places the organism in Eukaryota, Metazoa, Arthropoda, Insecta, Hymenoptera, Formicidae. The record is from RefSeq and is a predicted model, not a curated record. Bases 1 to 645 code for a protein of 214 amino acids. Gene Ontology annotation, molecular function: protein binding.
AUGUCGAGAAUUAUGCAAAAUAACACGAAUUCCAUCAUGGAUAAAAGAAAUGUUACAUCUGCCAAUACUAAAAGAGAGCUACUUCAGAACAGAUUAUCGAAUAGAAGUUCAGAAACUCACAGAAUAGAAUUGGAAGUACCUAGAAGUAAAUGGAAUAUUCUUUCUGAAGUGAUAAAUUGCCAAUUAGGUAGAAAUCUAUUACCUCAAAGAAGGUUCUUUGGUUCCUUACAAGGAGUACGGCAGCUCGAGCUUAAGUAUAAUCUUACUGAUAACGAGAUGUAUGAAGUGCGUUCGUUAAACUUCAAUAAAAAAGGAAAUUUAUUAGUAAAUACCUCUUACAAUAAAAUUCUUAUUUGGAAUUGGACUGCUAGGGAAAGAGCGCUUUUGACUUGCGUAAAAGGCGGCGAGGCCGAAUAUAUAUUUCGAAUCAAAUGGUUCGACACAAACUCCUUGGUUCUUUCUAACUUUAGAGGAGAAAUAUUUUUAGUUCACGUUAAGCGCAAUGUAUUGGAGAGAUUGACGAUGUUUAAUGUAAGAAGCAGAUUCACUGUGGUUCAUGAUGAAACGCCUCAUGUGAUUCUUUGUGCUACUCGGAGAGCAAAAGUGUUCUCCAUCGAUAUUCGACAGAAAGAAAUACAUAAGUAAGUUAUAUUGAUUAAAAAUUUCAAAUUAUAUGUUUGU